Molecule: messenger RNA, 328 nt
Organism: Closterium sp. Yama58-4
Lineage: Eukaryota; Viridiplantae; Streptophyta; Zygnematophyceae; Desmidiales; Closteriaceae
Source: the annotation of a GenBank genome assembly
GCGGUCUUGACGCGGCCCUCACAUCCAUCCUAUCAGAUGCAUCCUUACUUGUGGCGUUCUUGUGCUCGUGGCUCUCUCCCGGCGCCGCCUGGCCAAGGCCCGCGCUGCCGGGUGCCAUGGCCAUUCUUGACGACAAUAGUGCCUCGCCAUGAUAAUGCUACGCACCACCGCCGCUGCACCACCGCCAGAGGCGCCAUUGCCGGAAACGUCAUGAUUGCCUCCCAGCUGUCUCCUCACCUGUCCCAAGUCCCACAGGGCUACCAAGCCAGACUAGACUGGGGCCCACCAUGCCUUCAAAGGUCCAGGGACUGCCGAAAUUACCUGGUAG